Teleopsis dalmanni is the source of this 2763-nucleotide messenger RNA. RefSeq names its product integrin beta-PS-like. Bases 244 to 2763 code for a protein of 839 amino acids. Gene Ontology annotation, cellular component: cell surface; integrin complex; focal adhesion. The transcript is spliced from 8 exons. Gene Ontology annotation, biological process: cell adhesion mediated by integrin; cell migration; integrin-mediated signaling pathway. Gene Ontology annotation, molecular function: integrin binding. The record is from RefSeq and is a predicted model, not a curated record. Lineage: Eukaryota; Metazoa; Arthropoda; Insecta; Diptera; Diopsidae.
AAUUGAACAUUCCAUUUGGUAUUUUUUCAGACUGUUUUUAACUUUUGUACGAGGAAGGUGGUGAAGUCGAAGUGGAAAUCGAAAUCGAGAGAAACAAAGACAUCGUAUACAUUACGCCCUGAUGGAAUAAAAUUUAGUUAAAUAAUAUUUAAAUUUAAUGAAAAUAGUAGAGUGUUUAAUAUAAAACGAAAGUCAUUAUUAAUCAGUUACACAAGCAAAUCAGUUACACACAACCAAACAAAUAUGUUUUCCAAACAGCGCUUCCUGGCCGAGGUGGUGCUGCUCUUCAUCGCCUGCAGUUGCGUUUUUUCCGUUGAGGCUCAAUUAGCCGACAAAACACAGAAUCCUUGCGUCAAUAAGCGCACGUGCCAUGAAUGCAUACAAACACAAAGCUGUGCUUGGUGCAUGCAACCCGACCAUGGUGACAAACCACGCUGCUUCGAUCAUAGUUACUCAAAUAUCUGUCCGGAACAAUAUAUUUGGUAUCCGAAAACAGAAGAGCAAUUCAUUAUAAACCGUGAACUUACACGUGGUGGUGCGGCGCGUGCCGCCGGUGGGCAAAUGAUGUAUGGUGGUUCUUAUGCAGCCAAUUCCUCAUACAGCAGUUCUAGUUCGGGUUCAUACGGUGCUGCUUAUGGUGGCGGAGCAAGUGGUUUUGCUGCUGGCUCUGCAUCUAGCGCUGCAGCAGGCAGCGACAUUGUACAAAUUAGUCCACAACGUGUUAGCUUAAAGUUGCGCAUAAAUGAAGUGUAUCCCUUGAGUUUCCGUUACUCACAAGCAGAAGAUUAUCCAGUUGAUCUUUAUUAUUUGAUGGACUUGUCUAAAUCCAUGGAAGAUGACAAAAAUAAAUUGUCAGCAUUGGGUGAUUUGUUGUCGGAGACUAUGCGUAAUAUAACAUCGAAUUUCCGUUUGGGUUUUGGCUCAUUCGUUGAUAAGGUGCUGAUGCCUUACGUUUCUACAAUUCCAAAGAAACUUUUACAUCCAUGUGACGGCUGUGAGGCUCCUUAUGGUUAUCGCAAUCACAUGCCUCUGAGUACAGAUACAUCCACUUUUACUUCUGAAGUCAAAAAUGCUGCUGUAUCUGGUAAUCUGGAUGCACCGGAAGGUGGUUUCGAUGCUAUUAUGCAGGCUAUCGCUUGUCGUCAGCAAAUAGGCUGGCGCGAGAAAGCUCGACGCCUAUUGGUCUUCUCAACAGAUGCAGGAUUUCAUUAUGCCGGUGAUGGCAAACUCGGUGGUGUUAUUGCGCCUAACGAUGGUGAAUGCCAUUUGGAUCGCGAUGGAUUGUACACGCAUUCCGUAAUACAAGACUAUCCCAGUAUAUCUCAAAUCAAUCACAAAGUUAAACAAAACGCUAUUAACGUAAUAUUUGCCGUAACUGCAAACCAACAUUCUGUGUAUUCCAAAUUGUCAAAACAUAUCGAAGGUUCUACAAGUGCUAUACUCUCAGAGGAUUCCUCUAAUGUGGUUACCUUAGUGCGUAAGGAGUACAGUAAAAUCUCUUCGUCUAUUGAAAUGAAAGAUAACGCCACUAGCAAUGUAAAAAUUACAUAUCAUUCUGCGUGCCUAAAUAAUGGCACUGCAGUUCCUACAGCAAAAUGUGAUGAUAUUAAAGUUGGUCAGUUGGUUUAUUUCACCGCACAGAUUUCGGUAACAUCAUGCCCAGCCGAUCCACGUGACUGGAAACAAACAAUACAAAUUUAUCCAGUCGGUUUGAAUGAAAGUUUGAUUAUCGAUUUGGAAUUGUUAUGUUCGUGUCCUUGUGAGAAACCUGGUUCGAUUGGAUAUGAAACUAAUUCAGCAUAUUGUAAUGGUCAUGGCACGUACAUGUGCGGCAUCUGUGAGUGCGAUGAAUCGUACGUUGGUCGGAAUUGUGAAUGUUCUGUGACAGACGCGCAUUCUCAUAAAGAAAGUGAUAUCGGUUGUCGCGCUGGUAAUAGUACACAGGAUUGUAAUGGACGUGGUAUGUGUUUGUGUGGUAUCUGCCACUGCGAGCAACGUGAUAAUCCCGAAGAAAAAAUAACAGGCGACUUCUGUGAGUGUGAUAACUUCUCGUGUGAACGUCAUAAGCAACAGUUAUGCUCUGGUCCCGAUCAUGGUAUAUGCGCAUGUAAUGUUUGUGAAUGUAAACCUGGUUGGACUGGUGCAGCUUGUGAUUGUCAAGCUUCCAAUCACACAUGCAUACCACCAAAUGGCGGUGAAAUUUGUUCCGGACACGGUGAAUGUGAAUGUGGUGUAUGCAAAUGCAAAACUACUGAAGAAGGUCGUUAUUCUGGCGAUUACUGUGAAAAAUGUCCCACAUGUUCUAGACGUUGUCAAGAGCUUAAAGACUGUGUCCAAUGUCAAAUGUAUAAAACUGGUCCUUUGAAAGAUCCAAAGGAUUGUGCAGAUAAUUGCAUUAACAUAAAUCCUAUUGGAGUUGAGAAGGUCAUCAUAGAUGAUCCAGAAAAAGAAUACCAAUGUUGGUUCUUCGAUGAAGACGAUUGCAAAUUUUCAUUCAAAUACACUGAAAUUAAUAAUGAAAUUAAAAUUUAUGCGCAACAAGAACGUGAAUGUCCACCAAAAGUAUUCAUGUUAGGCAUAGUAUUAGGUGUUAUAGCCGCCAUUGUUUUAGUUGGCUUGGCUAUAUUGUUAUUGUGGAAAUUGUUGACGACGAUACAUGACAGGCGAGAAUUUGCACGUUUCGAAAAGGAACGUAUGAAUGCCAAAUGGGAUACUGUAAGUUGCAUAAAAGCAUUGAUAUACCGAAGCAUAAAUUAUCAUUAA